GCUGCUGCCAGCCAUAAAUCAGGUGCCGAUGUCCUUUUUCAUAGCCGACAGAAAGCAAAUAUGCAAAGGUGUGUGUGUGUGUGCACAGAAAAGGAAGAGGGGGCUAGCUAGCAAACAUGGAUUCAAGAUUUUCCUCUCCCCAGUGGCUGUGCAAAGGAAUGAAAGGUCUGCAUCAAGCUGAGGUGGAAGGGUUGCAGGUCACUGUGCCAGAGAAGAAGAAGGUGGCCAUGUUAUUUCAGCCUGCUCUGCUUCGCUGCCAUUUCUCUACUUCUUCCACCCAACCAGCUGUGGUACAGUGGAGGUACAAAUCCUACUGCCAGGACCGGAUGGGAGAAGCUCUGGGUAUGGUGACUUCUGGUUUGCAAACAAUGAGCAAGAGGAACCUGGACUGGGAUCCCUACCUGGACUGUGUGGACAGCAGGAGGACAGUCCGUGUCGUGGCCUCCAAGCAGGGAUCUGCCAUCACCAUAGGAGACUUCUAUAAGGAAAGAGACGUCAGCAUUGUCCAUGAUGCAGACCUGCAAAUUGGGAAGUUGAUGUGGGGAGACAGUGGCCUCUAUUACUGCCUUAUUAUCACACCUGAUGAUGUGGAGGGCAAGAAUGAAGAAUCAGUGGAGCUGCUUGUUCUUGGCAGGACAGGGCUGCUUGCUGAUCUCUUGCCCAGUUUUGCUGUGGAGAUUAUGCCAGAGUGGGUCUUUGUGGGCCUGGUGAUCCUGGGGGCGUUCCUGUUCUUCCUCCUGGUGGGGAUCUGCUGGUGCCAGUGCUGCCCACACAGCUGCUGCUGUUACGUCCGCUGCCCCUGCUGUCCUGAGUCCUGCUGCUGUCCCCGGGCGCUGUAUGUAGCAGGCAAAGCAGCAAAAGCUGGGUACCCUCCUGCAGUCUCUGCCAUGCCAGGUCCAUACUACAUCCCCAGUGUUCCUGUAGCUGGUGUCCCAUCUCCUGCUGUGCUGAUGGAUAAGUCACACCCCCCUCCCUUAGCCCCAAGUGAGGCCAGUGGAGGAAGCCAAAAUGCAGUGCGCAAAGGGUACAGGAUCCAGACUGACAAGGACAGGGACUCCAUGAAGGUGCUGUACUAUGUCGAGAAAGAAUUGGCUCAGUUUGACCCGGCUAGGAGGAUGCGAGACCGAUAUAACAACACUGUCUCUGAGCUGAGCUCGCUGCACGAGGAGGACCUGAACUUCCGCCAGCCCUACCGGCAGGCGCGGAGGAAGCCUCUGCCCCCCGCGGGGGACGUGGACGGCGACGCCGAGUACUGGGCAGGAGUCGUGGGCGGCGGCAGCACCUCCAGAUCACAGGCUGUGUCUGAUUACAGGGAUGAGCGGGACAGCUACUGGCACAGCCAGCAGAGAUCCAAGUCGGAGAUGCUGUCCCGCAAGAGUUUCUCUGUGGGAGUGCCGGCCGUGUCCAUGGACGAGCUGGCGGCCUUUGCCGAGUCCUACAGCCAGCGCCCGCGGCGGGCGGACAGCCAGGAGAUGCGGCGCUUCGAGCGCUCCGAGUCGCACGGCGGGCGCGGCGGGGGGCUGCCCCACCAGGACAGCUCCCUGGAGGAAUACUACACCAAGCGCUGCAGGGGCAAUCGGGAGCCGCUGACGGACUCGGAUCGGGGCUGGUCCUACAGCCCGCCCCGGAGACGGGCCCACGAGGAGAAGCACCUUCCCAGGCUGGUGAGCCGGACGCCCGGAGGGAGCCAGAAAUACGAUCACUCCUACCUCAGCAGCGUCUUGGAGAGGAAAUCCCGGAGCUAUGACGAGAGUGGCGACCAUUGUGCGACCCCCUCGAAGCUGAGCUCGCAGCCCAGCCAGAGAGGAGGCAGCACAUACUACGCCUGGUCACCACCCUCCACCUACAAAGCCGAGAAGUCGCAGCCGCCGCCGCAGCAGUCGUCGUCCCCCGAGCAGGACGAGGAGGAGGAGGACAGCCUGCCCCCCUACAGCGAGAGGGAGCUGAGCCGAGGCCCUUCCUACAGGGCCAGGGAACAGGCCUACCUCAAUGCCUCUGACAAGAAGAGGAAAAAGGACCCCAAGAAAACAAAUGAUUUUCCAACAAGGAUGUCCCUUGUGGUUUGAACUUGUUGUGGACCUGUCAUUUUGAUGGGCUGGAUGUCAUGAAGUGACUGCAGUGGAGAAGAUGCAGAGCAACAAGCAAGACAUGCCUCUGUGAACCUUUGCAGCCAUCAGCCAUGGACUGUUUCAAUUUUUUGUUUCAUCCAGGGGAGCUGAGGCUUUUGUAAGAGACAGACUCCCAUGGACAGCACUCAAUCUCAGAGGCUCUGGGACUCUGCCAGGAAAAUGAGGCUAGGGCUCUCUUUGGCACCCUGUUUUCCAGUGCCCUCCAUUCUGCACUGGACGGCAGCCACACCCCUACUACCCCUGCAGCCCUCCCUGCAGCCCUGAACCACAAGUGAGGCUGCCUUUGUGCCUCUUGCCCUGUCCCAUGUGCAGAAGGAGGCCUGUGUACCUCUUGCUCUCUCUGUCUGCUCAGUUCUCUGUUUGGAUCAAAAUUGUCUCCACACUUAAAGCCUUUUCUGUAUCACCCCUGUGCUGGGAGGAGGCCUUGUUCUUACAACUGCAGACUGCCUCCAGCUGAUCAGGCCCUAAAUCACGAAAGAAAAUCCACAUCCUUUCAGACACUGCAAGAAAAUGACUGAUGUUACCUUGAUAAGGGCUGAAUGGGGAAAGAGACAAUUAUGAGUUGGUUUGUUCAAUAUAUUUAGUUCUGUUCGUUGUGUGA
Vidua macroura (Pin-tailed whydah) is the source of this 2730-nucleotide messenger RNA. RefSeq names its product immunoglobulin like domain containing receptor 2 (gene ILDR2). Lineage: Eukaryota; Metazoa; Chordata; Aves; Passeriformes; Viduidae. The transcript is spliced from 10 exons. The record is from RefSeq and is a predicted model, not a curated record. Gene Ontology annotation, cellular component: membrane. The coding region runs from base 117 to 2066 and encodes 649 amino acids. Gene Ontology annotation, biological process: pancreas development.